Cyprinodon tularosa is the source of this 3250-nucleotide messenger RNA. RefSeq lists its product as uncharacterized. Gene Ontology annotation, molecular function: GTP binding. The transcript has 2 exons. Bases 105 to 2471 code for a protein of 788 amino acids. The record is from RefSeq and is a predicted model, not a curated record. NCBI's taxonomy places the organism in Eukaryota, Metazoa, Chordata, Actinopteri, Cyprinodontiformes, Cyprinodontidae.
GAAGAGGCCCUUUUUACUUAACAUUUAAUAACCGUCAAACUGAGGCACGCACAAAGGAAACUAGCUCAGAUCUAGAAGAAGCAUGGAGAUUGGGAGAGAGGGGAAUGAGCCAAUUCUCAGAUUUUCUUCAAAAGAUCUCAGCAGAGCAGCUGCAAGUAAAUGUUACAUUUGACUCGUUCAUCAGAUCAACAGCCUCCAUCCACAACAUGCAAGAGAGAAUCAGACUAACUGAAUUGAAACAGAAAGAAAUCAAACAGAUUCAAGAGGCUCUGAAGAAACACAAACAAGAGAUUAAGAUGAACAAGAAGUUCACUAUUGAGGUAGAGGAAGUCUACAAAGUUAAAGAACCCCUUGAUGGUGAGAAUGCAUUCUUUAAAGCAGCUGUCUGCUGCACCGUCUGUGAGGAAAACUGUCACUAUCCUGGAUGUACGAUUGCCCCAAACCCUGAAAAGUGUGAGGUCAUGAAAUCAAACUCUUGCACUGUUUGUAGCGAGAAAUGUCCCGUUUCAAAACAUGUUAGAGUAGACUGGAAGUAUGUCACCAAGACUAGGAAAGCGCAGAUAACCAAAGAGGAAUGUAAAAAGAAGUACUUAAAGCAUAUUACAGAUACAAAGAAGCAGGAAAAAUUUAAAGAAACUCUUGCAAAGAAAAUAGAAAGCUUGAACUGGGAAAAGGGACGUUUGAUAGACAAAUCUUAUGAUCUUGCGGUCAAACUGGAUCCAACUCUCCUUAAAGUGAACUCGGUUUCCACGUACAUCAAUUUGGACUACCUGAUUAAGAAGAUUAAGGAAAGGGGAGAUAAAGAGAAGCUGCAUGCACUAGAAAUGAUAGAUGCCCAAAUGGAUGGAGGAGCCAAAUCAGUCAUUGAGUGCAAGUUUGACAACACUUCUCUACAAUAUAUAAAAUCCAACAGUGUUGCCCUCAAACCAGGACCCCCUGCUGUCUACCAGCUUAAAACAAGAAAAAUAACCUCGGGGACUGUGUCUAGAAUGACUUUUGGCAAAAAGAAACAAAACAAACCAAAUAAAAACAUCUUACUUGUUGGUGAAACAGGAGCUGGAAAAUCUACUCUGAUCAAUGCUAUGGUCAACUAUGCCAUGGGAGUGAAGUUUGAGGAUAAAGUUUGCUUUCAGAUUGUAGAAGACGAGAAUAGAAAUCAGGUAGAGAGUCAGACAUCAGAUGUUACUGUAUAUGAGGUCUUUGGUUUUGAAGGUAAAAACCUUCCCUUCUCUCUGACCAUCAUCGAUACGCCUGGCUUUGGAGACACCAGAGGUUAUGAUCGUGAUGUCAUUGUCUGUGAGAGAUUAUUUGACUUGUUUCGAUCAAGCGAUGGCAUUCACAAGCUUGAUGCCGUGGGUUUGGUGCUGAAGUCAAGUGUUAACCGUCUCAGUGACCGACUGAAGUACAUCUUCAAUUCAGUGAUGUCUCUGUUUGGAAGAGACAUAGAGAAAAACAUUGUAGCCCUGGUUACCCACUCCACUGGAAGAAAACCAAAUGAUGUGCUUAAGGCUCUUGAAGCUGCAAAUAUUAAGUGUGCAAAAGAUGAAAAGAAACAGCCAGUUUACUUCCUGUUUAACAACUGCCAACAUGAGGAGAGAACAGGGGAACCAAAAGUCUAUGAAAACGCUGACAAAAUAGCAAUAAGAGGACUGAGUGGCUUUACUGCCUUUCUGCGUAACACUGAGCCUCAAAAACUAGAAAUGACCUUGGAAGUUCUCAAUGAACGUAUCAGACUGUCCGCCUGCAUCCAAAACCUGGAAGAAAAGAUCAAACUGUCUGAGCUGAAACAAAAAGAGAUUAAACAGAUCCAAGACGCUCUGAAGAACUAUGACGAAAACAUGACAAAAGAUGACACGGUCACUGUAGAAUAUAAUGAGGCCUACAAAGACAAAGAAGAUAUUGAAGGAGAGAUGUGGCUGAUGGUUUUAGUCAAAGGAGCAGUUUGCUGUACCAUCUGUGAGGAGAACUGCCACUAUCCUGGAUGUUCAAGUUCUAAAAGCCCUGAGGACUGUGAGGUGAUGAAAGAUGGCUACUGCACUGUUUGUACUUUAAAGUGCCCAGUGUCGGCUCAUGUGAAAGGGAAGUGGAGAUAUGUGAACAAGACAAAGAAAGUUCGGAAAAGUCUGGAUGAGAUUAGAAGAAGAUCAAUACGAGAACAAGGUUUGAAUUUUUUAGGACACCUUGACAAAGACAUGAAAAAGCUUCGCACAGAGAAGUCACAGCUGCUGGAUGAGUGCUAUCAACAUGUCAAAAAACUGGAAAGGAUUGCCUUGAAUGUUACUUCUGUCUCCACAUUUGUUAACUAUGAGUUUCUCAUUGAAAAACUAAAGGAAAUAGGAGAGGCAAACAAGAUUCAAAAACUGGAGGAGAUGAAAAACAAAGGUGAUGAACGGACCAGAAUCAAGAUCCAGUAUGUGUGGGGAAAAGUCAAAUCAGCCGGCAAAAAAAUUCAAACGGUGUUACAGUGUUAAAAGCCAGGUUUCUUCAAAUCCAGUCUUUGCAGUCUAAUGUCCUGUACUUUUUAGAUGUGUCUCUGUUUCAACACAUCCAAAUCAAAUGGCUCAACUGCCUGAUCAGUAGUAGGAGUUUUAUUAAGGACUUGAUUAUUUGAAUAUACAGUGUUUUGAAGUAAAGAUAUUUCUAAAAGGGAUAGAAUGCCACACCUCCAGGGCUGAUAUUGAAAAACUGCUUUAGACUGUUUUUGAUAUGCAUGAUGGUGCCGGAUCCCAAGGGGAAUGGCUUAAUCUUUGAGAGUGUUUUAACAAUUAAUAAAGACAAAGUACUGCUAGAAAAAAGAAAAGACUAUUUGAUAAUAGUAGGUAGCGGACAAUGAGCACUAUGGCAGGUUUUGAAGGACUAAUCAACUAACUCAUACCCUAUUUAUAUUGCAAACAUAAAUCUUGUCUACACAAGAAAAAAGUAACUUUUGUGUUUUGAAAGUGGAAGAAAACAAUGUUGAUUUCAGUAUAUUUAGGUUUUGAUUUAUCCAAAAUAUUAAGAAGGAAAUGUGCAAAUGUAAAAUACUAAUGCCAACUAUUUUAUUACAUCAUUUGAGCACAGUAUGCUGCUGGAUUAUUGUGCUAAUUAAAGGACAUCCCUAAUAAUUACAUUUAGUUUUAGUUUUGUUUUAGUAGCAGCACCUCUACUAAUGGUAUAGCUUAUGGUUUUGGGGGGUUUUAUACGGCAUAUAUCUAUGUUGAUAAAGAAAUUGAGUUUGUGCAUUAAUAUUUACUGUACUUUAAAAGUUAAA